Messenger RNA from Pelmatolapia mariae (spotted tilapia), 2646 nucleotides. RefSeq names its product heme-binding protein 1-like. Gene Ontology annotation, molecular function: heme binding. The record is from RefSeq and is a predicted model, not a curated record. Lineage: Eukaryota; Metazoa; Chordata; Actinopteri; Cichliformes; Cichlidae. The transcript is spliced from 4 exons. The coding region runs from base 331 to 903 and encodes 190 amino acids.
AGGAUGAUUUUUUUUUUUAAUCAUUCCUUGGUUUGGAAAAGGAGGAAGCAUCUCCAACUUCUGCCUCCGAAAAAAUAAAGAAAGAAAGAAUCAUUUGUGAGUCUGUGCUCACUGGAGCGUAGUGCGCGCUCUUCGCUGGAGGAGAGGAGCAUCUGGAUAUUGCUGUGAGUUACCUCUUGCAGUUCAAGAUUUUUCCAGGAGUUGAGGGACUACAUUUAAAAAAAACUGCCAUACUAGAGAGCAAGCUGUUUGCAACAAACAGAAAGGCGAGAGGGAGGAGAAACAGAAUUAAAGGAGCGGAGAGAGGAGAGGUGACUUGGCCGAAACGACAUGUUUGGCAUGUUUAAGAAUUCACUCUUCGGAAACACCGAGGAGACGGAAUAUAAGCUGCUCAGCAGCGAGACGAAGGAUGGAGUCAGCUUUGAGGUGCGACGGUAUGAUGCUGCCAAGUUUGCUGCUGUUUCAUCUGAGGGGCGAACCUUCGACCAAGUAACAGGAGAGCUAAUGAGGAAGCUGCUCAUGUAUAUUGGCGGAACCAAUGAACAAGGUGAGGCCAUGGGUACAGCAGCUCCCAUCAUAAUGACAGUGUACCCGCGAAACGAUGGGGUUUUCUCUCGCCGCUUGGUGGUGGCCAUCCGCAUUCCCACCAGCUACCAGCAAGAACCCCCGACUCCCACCGACAGUGCCAUCAGGAUUGAAGAGAGGCCCGGCAUGACCGUCUACGCUCUGCAGUUUGGAGGCUUCGCAGGGGAGAGCGAGUACAGAGCAGAGGCCCUGCGUUUGACACGUACCCUGGGCGAGACGGCCCCCUUUCAGCGCAAGCAGUACUUCUGCUGUAGCUAUGACCCGCUCAGGCCUUACGGACGCAGAAAUGAGGUUUGGUUCCUACAGGAGGAGCCAUAGACGGUCAGAUCUCGUGCUAAAUUCUUUAUUCAUUCUCCUCACUUACAGUCAUGUAACCCUAAAACUGAGUUUGGGUGUUUACAAAAAGGGACAACUUGGGAUUCAGUGGAGUAGUAAUUUUGUGAAACUGGCCUAAAGUGACCGAACGCCUCAGAGCAACUAUUUGGAGUUCUGCUUAGUAAAUUCAACAAUUUAAUAUAAAAUAAAUUCCAUGAGUUCAAACAGCAUCCACACUGCUGCUCACAUGUUUGGGGUUGAUUUGGAUUCAUCUAAGGCGCUAUGCAAGCAAACAAAAAUGUUCUAUAUGACAAUUAAUGAUUAAUGAAAUCGUGCAUUAUUUAUGACUUUCAGUGGAACAUCUAUCUAGACCUAUGGUGGUCAGUGUUCAGCAACCAUCCAUUAGAACAUUUUGUUCCUUGAUACAAGUUUAUUGUGUUAAAUCAUUAAGUGAUAAUCAGGAAAAGCUCAUUUCGCUUCACAGCUGAAUUGCAAGUGCUGAUUCAAGAAUCAACAGCAUUUGAGUGCUCAUUUAAAAAAAAAAAAAAAAAGGCUCUUUAAGCAGGAAACCAACAAAACCAAAGAUUUCAUAAAAGGUGUGUGCUACUUCCUUAACAGAACAGAGCAAUGUGGUUUUAACUGGAGCAGAAAGAGAAGUGGAAGGCUCUGGUAAACAGCUGAGAAAGAGGCCCGCGGUGCCUGCAGUCUGACAAACAGAUGCCUCCAAAGUCCUCAGCUGGACAGUUUCAUUAAGUGAUUUUUUUUUUUUAAAUAGAUGAAUUAAAAACAACUUUAUUGAUCUUCAUCGAUUCUCUAAUCAAAGAGGAGUUCUAAUGAUGAAUUUAUCUUUUAAAGUGAUGGCUGCUGAAAAUGGGCCUCUGUGUCUCUACACAGAUAUUGCAUUAAAAAUCAUUAAGUACAUUGAAAAUAGACAGAAAACAUAAAACUGAAGUGUUUUUCUUUACAAAAAAUUCCUAAUGAUCCCCAAACAUUUUCUCCAAGAUGGGGAGGGUACACUCACUGUCCACUUUAUCAGAUCUGUUCAACCGAUUGCUGGUGCAAAUAUCUAAUCAGCCAAUCACAUGGGAGCAACCUUAGUACGAAUUGUGCAUCCCCAUUGGCUUCCACCAUCAUCAGAUAAGCUGGUAGUCGGGCGUAGCAGUGAGUAAAGAUCUAAAAAGAAAUUACUGUUAAUUAAAUUGGAAAGUUACUGGGAUUUUUUAUAGGCAUAAGACUCAGAGGGUGAAUCUAAAUCCAAACAAAUCAGUCUCGUCAUUUCCUUUUGGAUUUACGUGUUUGUCCUUGAAGGUAUAUAAAGUCUCAGUAGCGCUCCCGUCUCCAUGAGUACACACGCUCCACACGUUCAUGCUAGUUUACAACUUAGUGAUGACUACAAAGAAAUGUAUAGCAUUAUUUAACGUACACGGUAGUAAAAACCACACAUCCUUUUCCUGAGUAAGGAACUGGAAAAAACAGGAGUUGAGCCAUAAAGUAGAAUUAGUGUUUAUAAUCAGUGGGUGCGUCUCUGUGAGUGAAACCUAGAUACAUAGCCACUGGUGUCGAUCUAAACUGUGAUUAUGCAUUGGUCCUGAAAGCAUUUGUGUGUAGUAGAUAUGUUGUGUUUUAUUGCAGUGCAUGAUAAUGCAAUCAUUACUUAUUAAGAUAUUUAAACUGUGUUAUGCGUACAAUGUGAUUCUCUGUGAUAAAACUGACCAUAUUGUUCAGAUUUGACAGUGUUUAAUAAUA